Galendromus occidentalis (western predatory mite) is the source of this 1224-nucleotide messenger RNA. RefSeq lists its product as uncharacterized. The record is from RefSeq and is a predicted model, not a curated record. Bases 1 to 1206 code for a protein of 401 amino acids. Lineage: Eukaryota; Metazoa; Arthropoda; Arachnida; Mesostigmata; Phytoseiidae. Gene Ontology annotation, molecular function: protein binding. The transcript has 9 exons.
AUGAAGGAGAGUGAAACCUCCGUGCCUCAGCAUUAUAUCGAAGCCCUGGUGUCAAUCUUGCCGCCGCCGCGCGAUGUGUUCGUAGACUCCGUGGAGGACACGGCGUUCUUAUUACGAUGGAAGCCGCCGCACAGCCCGAAGCAAGCCAACGUCAAGUUGAUGGGAUAUAUGCUCUCGUGGUCGCCCGUGUCCGCGAGGCAUCGCGUUCACGAUGAGAAGACGGUCAUGCUCCCGGGAGUCGUCACGUCGAAGCUGGUCUCGAACCUCAGCGAAGCGACAGAGUACGCCGUCGUACUCUCGGCGGUUUAUCCGAAUAUUCAAACGUCGCCGGCGCCUAAACUGAUUAUCCGGACGGACUACGCCGUCAGUGAGCUGCCCAUCGCCGACGACACAUUCGUUGAGCAUAAAAUCGAAUGCAACUGCUCGGAGCCGGGGAUGCUGGCUUGCACGAGAACGUCUCUAGAUUCGGUCGAAUGUGCGUGUUACGAGGGCUACCAGGGUCGGUGGUGCGAGAAGUGUUCAGCUGGCUACGUGAAGAGCAUGAAAGAAUGUAUCCGUUGUCCUUGUUCCAAUAUCACAUCGAGUGGCCUAUGUGACGUCGACGUAUCCACCGGCACGCCUCGUUGUGAAUGCCUUCCGGGACACAGAGGUCCUGACUGCGGCCAGUGCAAGCCGGGCUAUCACCGAACGGACGACCGGUGUAAACCCAUCAAUUGUUUGAGCUAUACACUUUGUCAGGACGAGCCUCACAGACCGGGCUGUCAGGACUGCGACUUCAGCAGCAUUCACGAGUCUUUCUAUCCAGUCGCCCAGAAAAGCUCCGGUCUAUUCGCAGAUUCGUUCGCUCGGGGAACUUUGACAGUCAUCGCCAUCUUGUCAGGCUUCUGCUUCCUUCUGUUCGCGGCCACUCUUGCCACAUGCUACCACCAUCGGAAGAAGAACUCGUUGUUGGAGCUGAACAAUUCUCCCACGUACUGGAACGCCAUGCCUCCAGAGCAUCCGGAAUGCAACGAAUAUGUUGAGAUGAGCGCCCGGAACCAAUGUCAGCAGCAAUUCGAUCAGCACCAAGUUUGCACACUUCAUCAGCCGGACUACUCCAGAAUGUAUAGGAGCCUCCAAAGGAAUCCCGUGGACACAAUGGUCUCCGUCGAAAGCGAUACGACGCCGAAGAUCGCACGCGCCCGCAGCGAGGAUUUCUGCUUGUAGAUCGUAAUAGUAUUGCAU